AUGGGUCCGCCUUCGCUACCGGAUCUGCAUUCUCCGAGUCUGCAACAGUCUACAGGCUCGUCUUUCACACCACUGCCUGGCGACUGCUGGAGACUGAUCGAGGUAUACUGCACGUAUACGCAAUGCUGGCUUCCCAUCGCAGACAAGCUUGAGAUUCUGAAGUUAUCAUAUUCUUAUCCGGAACGAGGACUGGCUCUCUCCUGCGAUAUGUCCAAUUCGGGAAGUCAUGCUGAGAUGUGGAGUAUCUUUGCAGUCGGCAUUACGCAGGACGACAUCAACGUCGCUGGAGAAAGCUAUCGUCCAUGGUCGCCUGGAAAACUUUACGACAUUGCAAGGCAGCUUAUCCCUAAUGAAUUAGGCAAAUUCGAGUUGGAUCAUGUAAAGGCCCUCCUCAAUCUGGCAUUAUUCAACAUCAACAGGAAGCUGUUCGAUGCCGCUUGGCACCUUGUUGGCGCUGCUUUGCGAAUAUCACUCAUGCUUGUUGAGACACCAGAUAUGGCUCUCUCUCGACGAAAGCAUGUUCUGUCGAGUUGCUUCGUACUUGACAGUCUUCUGGCUCUACACUUGAAACGGCGUCCUUAUCUUGACAGGACUGACCUGUCAUGGAUGGGAAAAAUAGAGGAAGAUGGAAUGGAAGAAUGGCAACCGUGGAGUGGGCAACUUAAUCUUGGACCAACGCAACGGUCGAGCACUCCAACCCUCGCCUUAAGUACUUUUAACGCUCUUUUGGAGUUGGUUGACAUCCUUGGGUGCACUUCUAGAGAGCAGACAGCACCAAACUUCUUACAUGAGAUGAUCGGUCGUCUUGAGAUGUGGAAAUCAGCGCUACCACAGAAGCUUGAAUACAUCCGGAAAGACUCUGCCUUCACACCAGCAACGCCACCCGCGUUACUCCUUCGAUGCACAUAUCUUGUUACCGCGUUCACGCUCGUUCCCUCUCAGGCAUGGCUCCAACAAAUCUUAGAGAUAUUGAGUGUACUGCAACAGCAGCUUGGGGUCACGAGGAUGCCAGCGAUCACCGCUUGCUUAUUGCAGAGUAUCAGAAGAAGUACUAGUAGCUUGACUUUGGAUCAGCCGACCCUUACCCGGAUCCGCGAGUUGUUUGCUGCUCUUGGUCAGCCAUUCUAUGAGUCAUCAGAGGGACCAUCGGCAGGUUUACGACCAGUACCGGCCACUCGAAGAGACACAUCUUCAGAGAACUCUAGACCCAUACAGACCUCUCCCCAGCCUCUUGUGCCACAACUUGGCGGUCCAUUCGUCGAGCGAUACCAGCAGCCACCCAACCCUUCCACUAUGGUCCAUGGUACGCUAUCAGGCAUGGAUGCCAAUCAUCAAGGGCACAACAUACAGCCAUUUGAACCGAACUUAUUCGAUUUUGGGAUGGCUGGACCAAUCUUCGAUCCCCACGAUCCCUAUAACGCUUUGGUAUCGGGCGAUCUAGGAAGCUUCCUCGACGACUUCGCUUCGAAACACGGUGCCAAAAAGCUACAGAAUCAGCCACAAUUCAUGGAGAACCUAGGCUUUUCGUCGGAAGUAAGCAUGGCCGACCUUUUAGCAGCGGACCCUGGCCGUUUCAUGCCUACCGCGUCGAACUUGGGCGCAGAAAAUAGUGAGGAAUCCCCUCAGUUUCCGCUCAACACAUUCUAUGACGCUGGGUAA
Alternaria atra is the source of this 1659-nucleotide messenger RNA. RefSeq lists its product as uncharacterized. Gene Ontology annotation, biological process: DNA-templated transcription; positive regulation of transcription by RNA polymerase II. The coding region runs from base 1 to 1659 and encodes 552 amino acids. Gene Ontology annotation, molecular function: DNA binding; DNA-binding transcription factor activity; zinc ion binding. Lineage: Eukaryota; Fungi; Ascomycota; Dothideomycetes; Pleosporales; Pleosporaceae. The transcript has a single exon. The record is from RefSeq and is a predicted model, not a curated record.